AUGGGCGGCGGAUUUGGGCGGAGCGGGAGGGGACAAAAAGAUCGAGGUCUAUGCUGCGCCCGCGAGAGUGGACAGCGUGAAGGGCCUGCCAAGUACGUUUGUUGA
Messenger RNA from Cyphellophora europaea CBS 101466, 105 nucleotides. RefSeq lists its product as uncharacterized. The transcript has a single exon. The record is from RefSeq and is a predicted model, not a curated record. The coding region runs from base 1 to 105 and encodes 34 amino acids. NCBI's taxonomy places the organism in Eukaryota, Fungi, Ascomycota, Eurotiomycetes, Chaetothyriales, Cyphellophoraceae.